ACCGGUUCUAGAAAACCAACCACGAGUCGUCGUCGUGUGGGAGAAUCCAUCUUGAAGAGAACGCUCUCCGGUUGUGUGACUAGAUUAGGAAUAAAAGUGGAAAAUGUCUGAAGCAGAGCAGCAGUAUAUGGAGACUUCCCAAAACGGACAUGAAAUUAACGACGAAAUGAAUGAUGAUUUAAACGGAGCCGGCCUGGAAGAGGAGGGGAACGACGCGGCAGAGAGCGCUGUGCUUGACGAGGACUCUCAGAACGGCGGCACAGAGGGAGGCCAGAUCGACGCCAGUAAAGGAGAGGAAGAUGCCGGGAAAAUGUUUGUUGGCGGUCUCAGCUGGGAUACAAGCAAGAAGGACCUCAAGGAUUACUUCUCCAAAUUUGGUGAGGUGACAGACUGCACCAUCAAGAUGGACCAGGGGACUGGUCGGUCCAGGGGUUUUGGCUUCAUUCUCUUCAAAGAUUCGUCAAGUGUGGAUAAGGUUCUUGAACAGAAAGAGCACAAGCUGGACGGCCGACAGAUCGACCCAAAGAGAGCAAUGGCCAUCAAAAAGGAGCCAGUCAAGAAAAUCUUUGUCGGAGGCCUUAAUCCUGAAACCUCAAAGGAAGUCAUUGAGGAGUAUUUUGGGACUUUUGGAGAGAUUGAGACCAUUGAGCUUCCCCAAGAUCCCAAGACUGAGAAGAGGAGAGGAUUCGUAUUCAUCACAUUUAAAGACGAAGAGGCAGCCAAGAAAGUCAGGGAGAAGAAAUUCCACAACGUUGGAGGAAGCAAGUGUGAAGUCAAGAUCGCCCAGCCUAAAGAGGUCUACCAGCAGCAGCAGUAUGGAGCUCGCGGUGGAUUCGGGGGACGCAACAGGGGACGGGGACAAGGCCAGAACUGGAAUCAAGGCUACAACUAUUGGAACCAAGGAUACAACCAGAACUAUGGCUAUGGACAGCAAGGCUAUGGAUAUGGCAACUAUGAUGCCAAUUAUGGUUAUGGCUAUGGGGGCUACGAUUACAACCAGGGCAAUACAAGCUAUGGGAAAGCUCCAAGACGUGGAGGCCACCCGAGUAGCUACAAGCCAUACUGAUCACACGUAGUGCAGGUCAAAAGUAAAUAACAAAGAGAACCAUGGUCUGACCACAGCGAACAUGGGGCUCUGGCUUUUCCUUUGGAGUUGGCAGAAAUUUGGACUCAUGCUCCAUUUGUACAGAACAAGUGAGGAACUGGGGAAGCAAAUGUCACUUUUCCACUUUUUAUUUUAUAUUGUUUCGUGUCCAUUUACAUUUCCAGCGAUGGAAGUGUUAUUUUUACUGUACUUUUUGGUACCUUUUUGAAUCUAAUGUAUUGUAUGGUUGUAUUUUUACAUGUCUACUGGAUUUACAGACAAGCAAGAGCUUUUAAAGCUCACAAAUAAAAACAAAUAUGCUUUUCCCCCUCCCCCCUUUUGGUGUUUCUAGAUCUUUAGUUCCUUUCUCGUGCUGAGUGUUGGAUGCGAGUUGCAUGGCUUCAUUUGUGGGGUGAGAUUUAUAAAAGGGAUAUGAACUAUCAAAGGGUCCAUUGUAAGCGUAUGGGGUGAAUGUUUGCAGAUGGCAUAGUAGACGAAGACAACCAGCAUCUAUUUUGGGUUUUUUUUUUGUUUGAUUUUUUUUUUGUUCUGUUUUUUCUUUCUUUUGGCUUUUAAGGAAAUUCUUCCCCAACCGUGUCUGCAAUUUUAAGUGGCUUUACUAGUGUUAUACAAAUAAAUGCAAGCCUGUUAAUGUACGAGGGCACCCCCUCUCUCACUGGAAACUCAUUCCUCUAGUGUCUUGGGCAAAUUGGUAGAAAUAAACUUUUUUGUUUAUAUUACUCUUGGAUCCUUUUGUUAUUAUUUGUAAAGUUAAUGUUAAAUGUUUUGUACUCUUAAACGGCUUGCUUGUUUCAUCCUGGGUAAAGAUAAUAUUUACAGAUACUUCACUGGGAGCCUGUGGGAGAGGGCUGCACUCCCUGUAGGUAACUGGCUGAUGGUAAAUGCCUGUCCAUUACAUGUCAAACUGCAAUACUUGAGCAAUUGUGAAUGUGUCCAGAGUUUUAAAAAAAUGUGAUCUGGUAAGUGCUUAUGUAAACCACCCUUUGUAUUGCUUUAAGUAUUUGGGGCUAGUUUUAAAACUCAAUGCUGUGAGAUAAAGG
Cynoglossus semilaevis (tongue sole) is the source of this 2145-nucleotide messenger RNA. RefSeq names its product heterogeneous nuclear ribonucleoprotein A/Ba (gene hnrnpaba). Gene Ontology annotation, cellular component: nucleoplasm; chromatin. Gene Ontology annotation, molecular function: RNA binding. Lineage: Eukaryota; Metazoa; Chordata; Actinopteri; Pleuronectiformes; Cynoglossidae. The transcript is spliced from 9 exons. Gene Ontology annotation, biological process: regulation of gene expression. The coding region runs from base 104 to 1066 and encodes 320 amino acids. The record is from RefSeq and is a predicted model, not a curated record.